UUGUGUCUUUUUCUCUCCCAGAAAGUGUUGUUUGCGCUGUGUGCUCUGAAUGCCUUGACCACAGCGGUGUGUCUUAUGGCAGCUGCCCUGAGAUACCUGCAGAUCUUCACAGCAAGAACACCCUGCAUGGACGAGCCCAGGGCCACAGUGGAGGAAAGGGAGGAGCCUGCUCAGGUCCCAGACCCUGAUGAGUUUGUGGCCCCUGCCCCACCCCCUUCCUACUUCUCCACUUUCUACUCAUACACACCACGCCUGGCUCGACGGAUGCUAGGGGACAGUGUGAUUCCUCUCCCUCAUAUCUACGGUGCACGCAUCAAAGGGGUGGAGGUGUUCUGUCCACUAGAUCCCCCUCCUUCAUAUGAGGCUGUUGCUGGAAGCUCUACCAGUGCAGUCACACAGGAGACAGAGAUUGCUCUGACAGAGAUGACUAUGAACUCAGCUACCUCAGCAACAGGAGCCACUGUGCAAGUUUACAAGCCACAUACUACCCCUGAACCAACUGCUAAUACCAGCUCCCACUGCGAUGGUUCUUCUAAGCCAGAGAAUCCACAAGAGCUCUCGUGCACUGACCCAAGUACAAGCACUCCUCCGCUCCUUCCUGACAAAGACAUGAGUGCCCAAACACAAUCGGCAUUAGCAGGCGUCCUUCCACAGUUCAGUCAUCAGCCCCAGUCACCUCCUCAGCAGCAGCACGCUCCAGCAGUGAUUCCCUGGAGGAAACCAAGGAUCCAACGUUACAACAGUGAUCCAGUAUUAAUGGACCUCGCUACUAAAGUGCAGGGUAGCACUCCUCUCGCUCCCUCUCCUCAGACCACAGACUCUUCCACCCAGACAUCGCAGCCUACACUGGCCGCCCACGCCCAAGGCCAUGUCACAAUGCGACGGGGUAACAACAGUAGGAUGCCUCGCCGGCCUCGGCCAUCCUCCAUGGUGGACUACCAGAGCUACCAACACACACAGCAGCUGGUCAGGAAAAUCCUGGAGCAGCCAGCAGCCCAGGGCCUGACCCCUGAAGUCCAGGAGCUGGUGGACAGCAUACGAACUGUCUUGCAGUCAGAUCAGGAGCACAUGGAGGAGGCUGUACGCUGUGCCAGCUAUAUUGAACAGGUAUUCACUGACUCAGACAUGUGUCCCAGUCAACCUAAACCUCCCCAGCAGCAGCAGCCAGUAGGCAGUUCCUCCCAGACUUUCCCUCGCCCUCCCACGAGAAGGCCUGGUCUGCUGCACCUGCAGAGCUGUGGAGACCUCAGUUCCUUUACCUGUGCUGCGUUUGAGGCUCUGGAACAUCGAGGAAACAGCAGAAAAACAGGGUCAAGGGCUGGCUCUAAAGCAGAAUCCAGAGCAGGGUCAAGGCCAGGGUCCCGCCUAGAUCAUCCUGAACGGCCUCACAGUCUGAUUGGAGUCUUUAGGGAGACGGUGCUUUGAAGGAAAACCAGUGGUAUUAAAAUAUGUUGGAGGGCAACACAGCUGGAUGCUGCCUUAUCUGUUGCUAAACUUCCAGAAAAACUAUUAUAACCCAACCACUGAGGAGGAUUGGUGUGUGUGAUGUGUGCAGAUAAGUGUGUAUGGGUGCAGUUUUUUAAAACUUUCUUUGUUCUGCUAAUAUUGUUUUUGUGAAAUCCCUUAAAAUAUGGGCACCUUGUAUUGAAACAUAGUACCCAGCAUCCAAUGUUUGUAUGCUUUUAUUGAGAUUUUAAUAUUGUAACAGGUUUGCAUUUCUUCCAGUCAACAGCUAUAAAUUAAUAGAGGAAUUCUUUGACAUUUAUUUUGUAUUUAAUGACCACAUGCAUUGACAUUUACAGAUAUUAAUAAAAGAGUAAUGCUUUACUUAAGAAGUGUGGUACUAAAUUUAAUAGAAAUGGAAAGAAAAGUACAUAUUCAUCUUUUAUUAAUUUAUUAUUGAAAAACUUUAUUAAGCUGGAUCGUGUGCUUGUCUGACCUGCUGUGCUCUGACUAAAAGAAGCAGUGUAUCGAAAGAAGAAGUUCUUUCCAGGAAACAGCAAAACUUGGUUGUCAGUCAAGAGUCUGUUGACUUUCUGCAAAGCAGCCUCUUGUGGUGCACUUUGUAGCAGAGGAGGGUUAUAUGAAAGUGAAUGAUGUGCCACAGCUAGCAUAGCUUCCUCUGUCAAGACAGUUUGCAAAUGGCUCAAUUAUGCACAUUCAAGUUCCAUGCAAAAUAAGGUGUAGUGCUUCCUUUGCAAUGAGUUGUCCAACUAAAUGUUGGACUGAGUGGGAACUAACGUCAUGCAAAGGUAGUCAUGGCAAUUACUGUUUAUGUCCCUGGACAACUAAGGUCAGCUGUAUUUUUGCAAAAUCGGCCAUGCAUGUUCAUCAGAAUUUGAAUAAAUUUAGUUUAAUUGUUGAACACAGGCUUUGGCUGAUGUGAGGUGUUUCCUUUUUCUUGCACUUUGUCUUAUUUGUAAUUACUAUUAGAGUAUUUGCAGCUCUCUGAAGAUCUUGUUUCCCAGUCAUAAUUCUGACUUAAAUGUUGGCAUAAAUGAUAUUACUAAUAUCUCCCACAUAAUGUGACACAGUAUAAUAAACUGGCAUUUAAUAAUGUUCUAUGAAGGCUGUAAACAUAGAUUUCUUUAGCUGUCCUACUUUUAUUUUCAUUAACUGUAUCACUGCUGUUUGUCCUGGAAGUGGAUGAUUGUCUUGAGGUUUUACCAUCAAAACUGAUGCUGCGCACAGAAAGACGAUAAUUCUGAAGAGAGACAUUGAAAAUCUACAGAGCAUCCGGUUUUGGAAUUUAAAAUAUAAAGUCUGACAAACAUCAGGGUGGCGCUCACUCAGUGCACAGCGGAAUUAUGUAGCUGCUUGAUGUCUACAGGCUUCCACACAGUCUGAUACAUGGAAAAAUAAAGGCUUGAGCCACACUUGACAUGUGACAUAAACACUGGCUUUAUCAUUAGUUUCAGUCUUACAGAACUUUAUGCACAUAACCUGUAUAAGUGUGUUUUUGCUGUUUACUGACUGGAUAGUUCACCUGUUUUGCAUUUUCACACUGACACACUGGAGCAGGAGACAUUACUGACAGCCUAUCUAUACAGAGGACCCCUGGCAAAAAUUAUGUAAUCUCCAGUCUUGGAGGAUGUUCAUUCAGUUGUUUAAUUGUGUAGAAAAAAAGCAGAUCACAGACCUGACACAAAACUAAAGUCAUUUCAAAUGGCAACUUUCUGGCUUUAAGAAACACUAAAAGAAAUCAAGAAAAUAAAUGUGGUAGUCAGUAACAGUUACUUUUUAGACCAAGCAACGGGAAAAAAAAAUGGAAUCACUCAAUGUCUCCUUGUCCUGUUAAAGUUAAAGUAAUGAAGUGAGAUAUCAGGGUCAUCAUCAUCCUAACACUUCCUCCUCACCUUUUACAGGUUUUAAACUGGCCUAGUCUUUAAUUUCUUUGGCAAUGCUCUGCCUUUUUUGCUUUUAUAACCGCUAACCAUACAUCUACAAGCAGUGGUGUUAAACAGGGCUGCUCAUUGUCCCCACAUCUGUCUUGCUCACUUCCCAACUUGUUGCAACUUGAUAUGGUAGUGGGACAAAUUGAAAGGUUGACCUGACUUUGGAUCACCAAAGUCAAGGAUUCAUCCUCUCUCAUCGAAUUUUAUUGUACUGAUCCGAUCAUGAGAUGAAUAAAGGGGAAUAAAGUGGUGGACUGACUGGCUAACAUUGCCAACCCUAGAGAGAAAAAGAAAAGAAUCUACAGAAGAAAUAUUUUACUAUUUUUAAACAUCAUAAUUCAUAUCAAUGCACAGCUGUAUAUUCCCAUUCAAAUCCUCAAAUGUACUAUUGGAAAUCUGAAAUCUGAAAGGUCACCAAACAAAUGUUACAGCGCAAUUGCAUUUCUAAGAUUUUCUACAGGAAGAGAAUUCACAGCAUAAAAAUCCUCAUGAGAUCACGAGGGUUCAUUUAGACACCACAGUCUAAGCCAAAGUCCUUCUGCAAGUCAUUUAUUGUUUUAUACUGUUCCAAACAUUCUGGCUCUGGUACAGGAAUGUAACUCCAAUAGCUAGAACAUCACAGAAAAAAGCUAGCAAAUAAAUAAACAUUGUUGCUGCUUACAGGAAUUUUUCUUGUAUGUUUUUUUUUCUUUAGACACAUUGAGAGUUAACAUUUCAGUUACAUUCAAAAUGAGUGCACUUAUAAAUACUUUUAGCCAACCCUGCAGCCUGCCACCAGCUUUAAGUGCUUGUUUUCUUGGUUAGCUUCAUUGUGUCACGCUAACCUACAAUCCCUGACCGACCGUGGGGGAAAAUAUCAGACACCUUAAAUAAUCUUGUGCUCUAGCUGUAUAUACAGUAUACACAUGAAUGUUAUUUCACACGUUUUCUACAUUCCAAUCAGCUUGAAAGACCAUUCACAAUGCUUUCUUAUGACUAAAGCUUGCUUAUAGUCCAACCCAAACACGCAAAACCAUUAGAAGUAUAUACCUUUACAUAGUUUUCUAUAUAUUUAAUCUAUAAUGGUACUUUAUAUAUCCAGCUGGUUUUUGUUUGAAAAUGGAGUACACUGGUUGUAAUCACACACCACACACACACACACACACACACACACACACACACACACACUAGAAGUGAGAAUGGUACAGCGGAAUCACAUGGCUCUAGAGAAGGCCAUGUUUAAAGUAAAAAAAUGGCUGCCGUAGCCCUAGUCCUCCGUCAGUAUCAGUUUUAACAUCAUAAAAAGUCCAGUAUUAGUAGUAAGGCCUGAUGAGCUUCAUUGAUGAGGACAGACUUUUGGAAUAAGCAGUGGGGGUUGAAGUUGCAGAUACAUGUUACCAUUUUUCUUUAAACUAGGUGGGUGUAAAAAGAGAACACAAGUCCUGUUAGCAAUGUCAAACAGGAAAUUAAAAAAGCUUAUCAUAUUAAAAAACAUCAUGGAUGCAGGUAUUUUCCCAGAGAAACAGCUGGUAAGCAGCUGGAAGGAGUUGGUGUGUUCAAAUACUUCAGUAAACUGGAGAAAAGAAGCCCCACAGUUUCACAAAGAAAUCCAAAUGUAGUUAUUCUUGCAUUAUGGAUGUGCUCACCUUUAGUUAUGUUGAAGCAAAUUUCUAUUCAGACUAGUUUAGUUUUACUGUUGUAACAGCUCCAUAAAAA
Messenger RNA from Larimichthys crocea (large yellow croaker), 5090 nucleotides. It is a transcript of the gene entrep1, whose product is annotated as family with sequence similarity 189 member A2. Bases 76 to 1425 code for a protein of 449 amino acids. Lineage: Eukaryota; Metazoa; Chordata; Actinopteri; Sciaenidae. The record is from RefSeq and is a predicted model, not a curated record. The transcript has 8 exons.